AGCAGGUUGGAACCUUAAAUUUUAUUGGAUGUCAAGGCAUGAUCUUUGGAAUUAGAUGCAUUUGGGAGGAUUUAACGAAUAUGCGGGAGUAUUUCAAGUUCUUUGACCCAGAGCUACUCAAUGCCACGGACAAAGAUGGAAUUGUCCACCAAGAAGUUGUUAUCAAAUUGGCUGAAAGGUUGAAUACAAUGAAUAACAAAUCUCAGAUGUUCUUCAUACUGUGGAACUACGAACGUCAUUGGAUGCUUGAGAUCGUUUGUGCUGGGAAGAUCAUUCACUUGGACCCUCGGCUUAGACAUAAACGCCCUAAGAUGACUAUUGACCUCACACUCCAAAGGGCAUAUGAACUGCUCGGAGGUUCCAACGAGUUACUUGGAACAUUUCCAGGAGUAACCGUUGCAGCGUGUCCAAAACAAACAUUGGGAAUUGAAUGUGGUUUUUAUGUACUUAGGUACAUUAAUGACAUUGUGAAAGCUCUAAAUUCAUUCGUUCUUAUAAGAGAAAAGUUUGGAAAGAUGGACACAUACGAUGUGGAGACGAUGUUGCUACCACUGCAACAUCAAUGGUUAUCGAAAUUGACACGAUACUUGUACUAGUUAACUUUAGACUUUUAAUUUUAGGCAAUACUUAUUUUGUAUAUUUUUUUUAUUAGUAAGGACUUAACAUAUUUUGUAAUGUAUAC
Messenger RNA from Cannabis sativa, 682 nucleotides. RefSeq lists its product as uncharacterized. The coding region runs from base 39 to 596 and encodes 185 amino acids. The record is from RefSeq and is a predicted model, not a curated record. NCBI's taxonomy places the organism in Eukaryota, Viridiplantae, Streptophyta, Magnoliopsida, Rosales, Cannabaceae. The transcript is spliced from 5 exons.